UUUUGCUAUGAUUUUCAUGUGAUGUGUAGUAAAAGGACAAGUUUGUCUGGUUACAAAAAACAUUUAAGAUUGAUUUCAUUUAUAGGUAUAUGUCGACAGUAAGUAGAUUUUGGAAUCAAUUCCGACAGCAUGACAAAUUCAUAAGACAGCACCAUUGUUUUUUAGUGAAAGAGUUUAUUAUAACACAGAUAAAACAAGUGGGGCGUAUGCAGUAAUGCUCUCAAGAAACUUAAAUCUGGAAUUAUUUUUUCUCUGAUUAGAUUGAAAGAAAAUGUGGAGACAGGAGAAAAUAUUAUUGUGAAUUCUGCUAAUAAAUUUCCUGUCAAUUGGUAUUAACUUGUCAAUUAUUACACCUCAUAGGUUAAAACUUGCUUUAGUGGAUGUUUUUGACUGCCAAGAAUAAAAACACAAUUUGUUUUCUUGAAACAAGCCAUUUUCCUUUGUGGGCUCAUGCAUGCAUCAUAGUAACAUGCUAGUGCUAAGUAAAUUGACCUUAUUUUAUCUAGCAGUUCUUGAAAAGAUGAAUGAUGGUGUGUGUGUGUGUGUGUGUGUGUGUAAAGUAAGGCAGCCAAUGAUGUUUGGAAAUGCAGAGAUAGUAGCUGGAGAAUAGUGAUGAAUGAUGAUAGAUAUAAUAGUAGGCUGAGAUGAAUUGACCAAAGAUACGUGAAGGGAAAAGAUGUGUGAAUGUGAUCAUAAUGCUACUGUAGAAGAAAGUGAGAUGCUGUAGCUGCUUUAUGUUCUUGUCCAAAAAUGGCUAUCAUAAUGGGAUUCUGUGGUGCUCACACCCCUUGCUACUUAAUUCAAAUCCAAAAGAGUAUUUCCAGUUAAAUAACAGCAACACAGCCAAUCUAGUCAGUCUCCCUUAUAUAUACACUUAUCAUGGUUUGCCAACUUUCCACAAACUCAUCCUUUUCUAUUAGCCCUUUUUCACUUGAAAAAAAAAAUCUUUGAAAACCCUUCUCCCCCAUCUUUCUUGUAUGAACACUAAGCUCGAGCCCGCCCCGGUACCUAAAAUGUCGAUGCCCGUAACCAUGCUGGCUCUGCCUCCCAAACACGCUUCCGAAAUCACCAAAAACAACACUAGCAGUGCAGCCUCAUUCACUCAAGGCCUCACCGCCACUCAUGAUCGGAUCUUCCUUGGCAAGAAGACAUCGCCAGACAAAGAAAUAGACGUCUUCGAUGCUCGGAAAUACUUCGACGAGGGUCUGCACGACACUCCCAAAAUCUCCGCCAAGAAUCUUCCAGAUCACCUCCAUCAGCAACAGCUCAACAAGGAUGUUGUCCAAACUGCAGUCAAGGAGCAUCCGCUCAGCAUACGCUCUCAGUCGAGCUGGAACAGCUGGAGCUCCCUGCUCCGCACUGCCCCGGGAAGCCAGCAGCAGCUGAGCAAGGCAAGCAAGAAGAGCUUCCUUUCCAGCAUUGGCUGCAACUGCUCCUGCUUGACCACCAGCAUCAUCAGUGGCAGAUCAAAACCAGGAAACAAAACCAAUAAUGAUCUCUUCACCAAGAGAGAGAAACAGGAGAUCGUGAAGAGAUCUCAGAAACAAGUGUUUGGCUCCCCAAUCCACAUAAAAGGGAACAACUGCUUCACCUUGGACACCAUGGUUACAUGGGAUGCAAUCACUCCAUUCUCAGCAGCUGAAGAGCUCAAAAUCCCUUCAAUAUCAAGUGAAAUGCACAACGACAGUGACAGCGACGCAAGCUCUGAUCUGUUUGAAAUCGAGAGCUUGUGCAUAGACAACCCUUUUGAUCCCACAACAUGCUAUGCUCCGAGUGAGGCCAGCAUAGAGUGGAGUGUUGUCACUGCCAGCGCUGCAGAUUUCUCCCUCCUUUCGGAUUCUGACGACAUAUCCUCCACCAUCCAAAAGCCGUGUGCCAAGAAAACUGCUCCAUUCAAAGAAAUGCCAAAGAUUCGGCCGAGUAUUCUCUCAGGCUGCAAGAGCCAGAAAGCUGUUAAUGUUGCCGGAGAUGCACAGACGAAGAGGUGGCCCCUCACGCCGAUGACACGGUUCCACGACGAUAGCAAGCUCAGCUUUGAUGGAAAGAGCAGGCAGAACUCACUUGAUCACCGUGUCAUGUCUCAAUCAAGAUCUGCAACUUCUGCACAUAUCUUGUGUACUUAGUCAAGUUUUUUUCCUGUUAAUUUUUUUUACCAAGUUAGUUAUUUUUAGCAAGACCAUAUCACAUAUGUAUAAAUAGCUCAUUAGUAAAUAAAUAAUUACCCUUUAUGCAGCAUUAUUGUAGCGUUCAAUGUACAACUAAGACAUCACAAGCUAAAUAUUCUGCAAAAUUUGGUGGUAAGUCAUGCCAAGAGUGGGUUGUGUUUUUGCCUUUUGGUGCGACACGUUGCUCUAACGGAGGCCACGAGACAGGAGAGCAUGAGACGAGAUGGAUUGGUGGGGUGCAGUCGCACUCCAUAAGCGCCGUAUUAAUGGCA
Salvia splendens (bonfire salvia) is the source of this 2437-nucleotide messenger RNA. RefSeq names its product protein PHYTOCHROME KINASE SUBSTRATE 1. Gene Ontology annotation, biological process: phototropism. Lineage: Eukaryota; Viridiplantae; Streptophyta; Magnoliopsida; Lamiales; Lamiaceae. The transcript has a single exon. Bases 978 to 2123 code for a protein of 381 amino acids. The record is from RefSeq and is a predicted model, not a curated record.